Molecule: messenger RNA, 2893 nt
Organism: Dimorphilus gyrociliatus
Lineage: Eukaryota; Metazoa; Annelida; Polychaeta; Dinophilidae
Source: the annotation of a GenBank genome assembly
AGAUGACGCCCGACAGUGGUGCAGUGGCGCCAUGUCCGUAUGAUAAGCGCCGCCGUUCUACCGAGCAUGACGAGGACGAGGACGACAAGGAGAACUGGCAAGAAGAGGCAAUUGAAAGCUGCAAAAGAUUAGUAGCUGAACAUUCCUUCCUCAUCCUCCUCCAUAUCUCUAGUGUUAUUUAUACUACUGUUAACGUUCCCUCUUCUUCCCCCACCUACUGGAAUAAACGAGGUGGAGUGGGAGAAUGUCUCAAAAAUUUCAUAAUUUAUUGGACUUUUUCCAUAUCGAGCGAAAACCAAGCGGAGGGGGAUGUAGUCAUGUGUAAGUAUCUACUGAUUUCUUUUAUAAAACAAACAAAAAUUGAAAAAAUCUUUUCCUCUCGAAAAUCUGACGAUUAGUUUCAGUUGAAUUUUUUGUAUGCCUAUUUCGCUGUAAGGUUUCGUUAAAAACGUUUUUUCGACGCUAAAAGCUGUAGGAAAAGUGUAUUUAGAAUAGAGGAUGGCGACGACGACAAUUUGCUGCAGUAUCCAUCUGCCGGGCUAAUAAAACUCUCCCCCUUUCGCCCCUUCCCGUUCUCUCUCUGUCUCUCUGUCUCUCUGACUGUCUGUCUAUCUGUCUCUCUCUCUCUCUCUAUUUCUCUCUUUCGUUCGCUCUUUUACUGUCUGUCUGUGUGUCUGUCUUUCUUUCUUCCCAACACACCACCUCUCACUCUCACUCUCUCUCUUGCUCUUUCUUGCUCUUUCUUGCUCUUUAGUUAUAUCUUUUUACUGCUUUCUAUACGUUUUUUAGUUUUUUCAUUUUUUUUCAGGGAGUUUUCUCAGUUUAUCCCUAUAAAUUCUCUAUCGUAUUUUUAAAGUUAAAGUUUUCCUUCUCCCUCUUUGUUCUCUCCGACAAUAUAUUUCUCUGAAGUGUAUGUGUACGUUGUGUAUACAAAGCUUUUCUUGUAAGUUAUACGUAUGACGUAUAUCAGCAUUCACUAGUAAGAAAAAAAAGAGAGGCCAACCGAAUGAGUAAAUGAGAGCAAGAGUGCGAGAGUGAGAGAGAGUAAACGAGAGCGAAUGAGAUAGAGAAAUCCGCCAGGCACACUGGGCCGCUAAUUUUAGAAGGCUAUAUAGCUACAGUGAUUUUGGUGGUUUGUAGUUGGCCUGGCGCAUGCAUGGAUAGCGAAUGGGGUGGCGAAGCGGGGCCGUAACCGGCCCUUCGUCGGCCCCUCCUCCUUCAUCCGCUAGAAGAUCGAACUUAGAGUCUCUACUAACACCUCGCCGCCCCGCUAGACGCCUGGGCUCUUCACCGUCCGCCGCCUCUUCCCUAGUCAGCGCCGGUAGCGCCUUAUUGGCGGCUACUUGCCACCGUCAAUUAGUACAAGAUGCAAAAGAAGAAGAAGCGUCGUCGUCGUCAUGUCCAAAGGGGUCGUUCCCCAACAAGCUGGCGCCCGACGACGAGCAUAUCGCUUCGGCGGCAGCCGAUGGCGGAUGUACGGACGCGCUCGGCAUGGGAAGUGAGUUCGAAUCGGCCGAACGCGUAGUGAUUAACGUCAGCGGCCUAAGAUUCGAAACGCAACUGAAGACGCUCAACCAAUUCCCGGAUACGCUCCUCGGCGAUCCGCAUAAACGUAACCGUUACUAUGACCCGUUACGGAACGAAUACUUCUUCGACCGGAAUCGGCCUUCUUUCGACGCUAUACUCUACUAUUAUCAAUCUGGGGGACGCCUCCGGCGGCCAGUUAAUGUACCCCUAGAUGUUUUCUCCGAAGAGAUCAAGUUCUACGAAUUAGGUGAAGAGGCGAUUGAAAAAUACAGGGAAGACGAGGGUUUUACAAAGGAAGAGGAAAAGGUUUUACCCACGAAUGAAUUCCAGAAGAAAGUCUGGUUAUUAUUUGAAUACCCAGAAAGUUCUAUGGCCGCCCGUUUAAUAGCCAUCUUCUCCGUUACCGUCAUCCUGCUAUCGAUCGUCAUUUUCUGCCUAGAGACGCUACCGCAAUUCAAACAAUAUCAAUCAACUAACACUUCGGAACUUAGUGAUGUGACAACGGUCAAAAUCGAACCGGAAGAUAUACCGAAAUUCACAGACGCCUUCUUUAUUAUCGAAACGACUUGCAUUGUAUGGUUUACAUCCGAAUUGCUAGUCAGGUUCGCCUCCUGUCCCGAAAAGUUCGGAUUCUUUAAAAAUAUCAUGAAUCUGAUCGAUAUUGUGGCGAUCAUUCCUUAUUUUAUAACGUUAGGUACGGUAAUAGCCGACUCGAAUCAACAGCAGAACAAUCAAGCCAUGUCUCUGGCUAUACUCAGAGUGAUUAGAUUAGUUAGGGUGUUUCGAAUAUUCAAAUUAUCACGACAUUCUAAAGGAUUACAAAUUCUAGGGCAGACCUUAAAAGCCUCAAUGAGGGAAUUAGGACUACUUAUCUUCUUCUUAUUUAUAGGAGUAAUUCUCUUCUCCUCAGCCGUCUACUUCGCCGAAGCCGAUGAGAAAAAGUCACAUUUCAAGAGUAUACCAGACGCCUUUUGGUGGGCUGUCGUAACGAUGACGACGGUCGGCUAUGGCGAUAUGAGACCCGUCUCCGUCUGGGGUAAAUUGGUCGGCUCCCUGUGCGCCAUUACAGGCGUAUUGACCAUAGCCCUACCAGUGCCUGUCAUCGUCUCCAACUUUAACUAUUUCUAUCACCGUGAAACGGACAAUGAGGACAAACAGAACUAUGUGCACGUUCAAAGUUGCCCUAACUUUCCGAGAUCUGUUAAAAAGGAUUCGAAUGCUGGCUCUGAAUCUUGCUCGGAAAUUAUGGAGAUGGAAGAAGGUGUCGUUAUUGUAGGUGGAAAGCAGAAUCACGCCAAUUCAGCUAGCGUUGAAACGGACGUUUAAAAAAAACAAACAAACAAAGUGACAAACUUUAAUAUAUUUA